AUGAGAAAAGGCAUGAUAGAUCGAAAAAAGAUCAAUGGAGAUAGAAAUGGAUUAGUUCAUCACCGUGCAAAUUCUAAAAAUCGUAUGCUAAAGGAAUUAGAACUUACGGAUAAUAUUUAUUCAAAGUUAGCAAGUGAUAUUAAAGAUCAUCCUGAUGAUAUUAGAAUAAAGAGGGGAUCGGCGGCCCUCGAAAGGGAUUUAGACUUUUGGAAGAUGCCCGAAACUUUGGAAGAUGCCAACAGUUUAAAUCCAAACGUUCAAUUUUUAUCAUCGAAUGAUAACCCAUCAAAGGACGUUGAUUAUAAAUAUGGGAAAAUUUCGAUACGUUAUCAACCAUUAAAACUGCUAAAUUUCCAAAGACUUCUGUCAGAUUCAACACCUGUAAAUUCAUCAGAUUGGAACUCUGAACGUUAUAGUCAUGAUUUUGACAUUUACGAAUCAGAAGAUUUGAUAAAUAUGUUAGACAACGAUAGUACGAUACCGUAUAGAUCUGCUAUUGCCCAAAAGAAAGACUAUUCUACAACAAGAACUAUACCCAGUAUCAAGGAUCGUGAAUUCUUCCAAAAUUUACUCACUCAAUCGUCCACAGCUAGAUAUUUUGACGCCAAUGUGUUUUUAGCUGAUCAUGACGAUGAAGGUGAUGUUCUAACAACGAAUACAAAACCCACUAAAAGAAGAUUUAGAAAAAACGUGGACCGAAAGGAUGCACGCACCAAUUCGAUUGAAUACAUCUAUCUAAGAGAUUUUGAAAUUAAAACUUGGUAUACAACACCUUACCCAGAGGAGUACAACAGAAAUAAAAUACUCUACGUUUGCGAGUACUGUUUGAAGUAUAUGAAUUCAAGAUAUAUCUACCAUAGACAUGAAUUGAAAUGUACCCACUUUAGACCUCCAGGUAAUGAAAUUUAUCGUGAUGGUAAAAUAUCAGUUUGGGAAAUCGAUGGUCGUGAAAAUGUAAUUUAUUGUCAAAAUUUGUGUCUACUGGCGAAAUUGUUUCUAAACUCCAAAACUCUUUACUACGAUGUGGAGCCGUUCAUUUUUUACGUUCUAACUGAAAGAGAAGAUGUUGGCACAGGUAUACCUAAAUUUCAUUUGGUUGGUUAUUUUUCCAAAGAAAAGUUAAACUCCACGGAUUACAAUUUAAGUUGUAUUCUGACUCUACCAAUAUAUCAACGUAAGGGGUAUGGUCAUUUCCUUAUGGAGUUUUCAUACUUGUUAUCAAGAAGAGAGUUCAAAUGGGGGACACCUGAAAAACCACUAUCAGAUUUGGGAUUAUUAUCCUACAGAAAUUAUUGGAAAGUUAAAUGUGCACAAGUACUUGUAGAUUUAAAAAUACUUUUGCAAAACUCUGAUUUUUCCAAUUUACAAAUAAGUUUAGUAGAAAUGUCCAACCUAACUGGCAUGAUCCCUACGGAUGUCGUAUUUGGAUUAGAACAAUUGAAAGUGCUAGUACGACGUACAAAAAGUGAUGGUAAGGUCCAAUAUGCUAUAAAGAUCGAUUCAUGGCAAAGAAUUGAAAAAAUAUGCCAAAAUUGGAAUACAAAAGAUUACUGUAAAUUAGAUCCAUCAAAAUUAGUUUGGAAACCAAUGAUUUUUGGACCAUCUUGCGGUGUGAAUGCAGUAGGAACUAUGGUAGAGACCACUACUGGUGCUACUCGUAACACAAGUGGUAUUAACGAUCAUCAAGAAGAUUUUUUCAAGAAAAGUAUGUCGAUGUUGGUAAACUUUAUGAAGGAUGAUAUCGGUGAUCCGAGAUCCAUGGAAGUGGCUGCACGGCAAAAGAUAAUCGAUAGAAUUAAUAUUAAGCAUGACGAUGAUAAUUAUGGUAGUAAUUUACGGGAGAUAGGCAAUUGGGAAUUGUGCUAUGAAGAACCUCAUUUGCAGGUCAAUGGUAAUACGAACCACGUUAAAUCAAAAUGGAAUGGUAAUUCAAAACAAGAUCUUCGAACGACCAACCAGGGUUUGGUUGAAGAUGAUUUACAAUAUCAAAGCAUCGAUGACGCAAGUAAACCGACCGGAGAUGACAAUGGCGAUGAUUACAGCGAAAAGGGGGAAGAGAGCUUCCAUUCUGCGCUAGAAGAGGAAGAAGACAAUGAUGAUGGAGAUGUAGAUGUAGAUGAAGAAGAUGCAGAAGCUGUCGAGGAUGAUGAUGAUGAUGAUGAUGACAACGAUGAUGACGAUGAUGAUGAAGAGGACGAAGAGAUAAUGAGUACAAGGCGAAGCCAUAGGCUGCGUCAUCUACGGGAAUCUCAGUCGCAACCUAUUAGGCACCAUCUGCGCGGGAGAGCAACAAGCUAUGACAAAGACAUAUAA
Molecule: messenger RNA, 2313 nt
Organism: Zygosaccharomyces rouxii
Lineage: Eukaryota; Fungi; Ascomycota; Saccharomycetes; Saccharomycetales; Saccharomycetaceae
Gene: SAS3
Product: histone acetyltransferase
Exons: 1
Coding region: 1-2313 (770 amino acids)
Biological process (GO): regulation of DNA-templated transcription
Molecular function (GO): histone acetyltransferase activity
Source: RefSeq, a predicted model, not a curated record